AUGGUCUCUGAGCUUGUCGCCGAAAUCUCCCGCUCGGAGCUGACGGCCUCCUCGGGCCUCGAUGCUACGAUCACAAGCGUUCAACAUGUGGCCUCGUACAACUGGCUCGACAAGAACGAACCUACCAUCUCGGUUCCAGGUUCUCCGCCCCUAUGGUCUCCCCCUUCGGUAGCCAUGAAGCUGACACCCGACUCCGGGCUGGUGUACAUCGACCAAAAUGCAGCCCGCAACCCUUCCUCUCCCCUCGAGCCCCUGUUUCGCGCCUUGUGCACCCAGGAUACCAACUUCGACAUCGGCGUCGUCGACCUCGUCACGGACCGGAACAACAUUCGCAAGCUUCUGCGCUUUGUCCGGGGCUCAUCCAAUGACGCCUUCGAGAUCCGGGUGGAGAUCGCCGGCGACAAGACAGCGCUGUUCACGCGGGUCGAACCAAAGACGAAAGAGAUUAUCCAGGGUUUCAAGGUAUAUGGCCACAGGUUUGAAGAUGCCUAUACGAAGAGAAGCUCUGGAAGUACCGGUCAUCACAGGGUUGUAGGCUAUCGCUUCGGCGGCAUGAUGUGCCUCGUGAGGCACGAAACCGACGGCUACGUCGACGAUAAAGCUGGACCUGCUGCUGCUGUGGAGCAGCCAGACACGACCGACUACUUGUCGGACGUUCUGGGAGCGCUCUCCAUUGCAACCAAAGAGAAGAACACCGGCGGUACCCCAUCGCUGACGGUGGUGAACACCGGCGAGGAGGUGGUAGAUCUGUCUUCGACCCUCGAGAUCAAAACUCGCGCAGCCAGCAAGACAUUGGACCUGUCCGAGGUCUCCCCUCAGCUCUGGAUCUCGCAGACUCCUACUCUGGUUGUCGGCUACCAUCGGAAUGGGGUCUUCAACGAUGUCCGGGUUCGAAACAUGAAGCAGGAGAUUCGCACCUGGGAAGCCACCAACCAGACGUCUCUUGUCAAACUAGCCUUUCUGAUCAAGAGAAUCAUUUCGGUGGUGGAGGGAUGCGGUAACCGCAAUGCGAUUGUGACGUACGACGGCGGAACGAAGUUGAGGAUUGUCCGUGGCGAGCAGAAGCGGGCUCUGCCUGAUGACCUCUAUUCUAUCUGGGAGAGCCAGGAUCAGAAAGAGGCUAAGCUGUCUCCAGCGCAGGACAAGAAUCGUGUGAACGAGCCCACGGGUGUUCAGCAUCACCCAAAGAAAAGCGCAGCCUUGAUCCGAGCCCAAACCAAUAUGCCCUUUUCCGACGUCAUCGACUACGCAAUGCAGAACGGGUUUCGACACAUCUUUCGUCGCAUGCCGGCCCGACUCGCUGACUACCACACUCUUUGCGAUACCCUCAAGCUUCGCGGUAUCGAUGUCCUCGCCGGACGCGGCAUUCCCGGAAUCAUGAACGAGCUGAGACAAGGCAAAUCCGACUGGGAUCCAGAUGAGAGAAGAGAAAUCAGCGGACUGAAAAGUCUGGCACGAGACUCGGCUUUUGGGCUUGUCUUCAUCUUCAUCCUGGGUGAGCCUCAGUCCGAGCUCCAGGAUAAGAACAAAGCCUACAAUGCGACGAUGUUUGUCGUCUCCCAUCCCCGCAUGUUUAGAGACAGGACCAGGAAGAUUGUCCGCGAGGCAUUUGAGGAGCGGUUUGGGGUUUCGUACAAGCAGCGGCAGGCUCUGGAUAAGUGGCCCAUCCGAGACGAGAAUGUGCUGGUGGAGGAGGAGGCUACGACUGAGGAGGAACGCUUCGAUUUUGAUUCUGACUGGUCCUACUCCAGCUAG
Molecule: messenger RNA, 1755 nt
Organism: Phaeoacremonium minimum UCRPA7
Lineage: Eukaryota; Fungi; Ascomycota; Sordariomycetes; Togniniales; Togniniaceae
Product: putative geranylgeranyl pyrophosphate synthetase protein
Exons: 2
Coding region: 1-1755 (584 amino acids)
Source: RefSeq, a predicted model, not a curated record